UCCUCACACUCUCUACCCCCCCAAAAAUAAUGAAUCCUCUCUCUCUCCUCCUCUUUCUCUUCUCUCUCUCAAUCGGACCCACAUUAUCGACCGCGCCCCGAUCACGACUCCCUCCGCCUCAGUCUAAUCCGAAAACACACGGAUCCAUCCAAAAACCGCGCGGAGCACAUCGCGACUUAAUCCACCACGACCGAAACCGACACAGCUUCAUCUCCGCACACAUCCUGCGCAAAAAACAAACCGAAUGCGCCGGAUCCACUCCUCCGCCGUCGCCGCCUUCUCCGGCGGCCAAAUCCUUCGCAAUGCCGAUGCGCUCCGGCGCGUACACGGGCACGGGCCAGUACUUCGUCCGGUUUCGGGUCGGGACUCCGGCGCAGAAGUUUAUGCUUGUUGCUGACACGGGGAGUGAUUUGACCUGGGUUAACUGCAAAUACGAGGAGAGGAGGAAGAAGAAGAGGAAGAAGAGAAGCGGGUCGGGUCGAAAAGGGAAGCGGGUAUUUGAAGCGGGCUUGUCGAGGUCGUUUCACCCGAUAGAGUGCUCGUCCGCUAUGUGUGUUACGGAGUUGCCGUUCUCGUUGACCACGUGUCCGGUGCCGACGGCGCCUUGCGCUUACGAUUACGGAUACUCCGACGGAUCAACGGCUCAAGGGUUCUUCGCCAAGGAGUCAGCAACCAUCGAUCUAUCCAACGGUCACAAAAAGAAGCUGAAAGGCCUCGUGGUCGGGUGCACGUCCUCAUCCGUCGGAUCGGGCUUUCGAUCAUCCGACGGCGUUCUUGGCCUCGGACACAGCAAUAUCUCUUUUGCUCAAAAGGCCACGUCGCACUUCGGGGGGAGAUUCUCGUACUGCUUAGUGGACCACCUUAGUCCGAAAAACGCCUCGGCGUAUCUCACCUUCGGCCCGAACUUUUGGCUCCAGCCUUGCGCUCGCGCACGACCAGCUUUAUAAUUGACCCGACG
Molecule: messenger RNA, 958 nt
Organism: Asparagus officinalis (garden asparagus)
Lineage: Eukaryota; Viridiplantae; Streptophyta; Magnoliopsida; Asparagales; Asparagaceae
Product: aspartyl protease AED1
Exons: 2
Coding region: 30-947 (305 amino acids)
Biological process (GO): proteolysis
Molecular function (GO): aspartic-type endopeptidase activity
Source: RefSeq, a predicted model, not a curated record